AGUUUCAGUGCAGUUGUGUUGUCUUCCUUACCAACAGAGGGCGCUGUAACUAAUGACUGGCUAAACCCUGACUGCAGGAGGAGCGUCAACAUUCCACAACAGCCAGAAGACCGUUUCCAGGUGUAAUUUAUACAGUUCAACCUGGAUACCAGGUAAUGUUUUUUUACUUAUAAUACCAGCGAUACCUUUUGGAAAUUCACGACUACAACCGGGAUUUAAUCCAGACUGACAGUGGGUAUUAACAAAAACAAAGAAAUGCCUUUCUGCUGAGUUUGGGACUUCUGGAAAACAACUGCAGCCAUGAGGAGGAACAAGCAAUGGGACGUGAACAAGGCCAUGCUUCUGUCCAGGCUCUUUCAGUUCCUACACUGUGCUGGGAAGGCAUGUGUCAUCCCCUUUCUCACUCUCUAUCUCAGAUAUCUUGGAUUGACUGCUUCCCUGACUGGCAUCAUAAUGGGCACUAAGCAUUUCAUUAACCUGGCCUGGGCUCCGCUAAGCGGUUACUUUGCCAAGCACUACAACAAACGAAGGGUAGUAAUACUGAGCUCGCUGCUGUGCUCCAUAGGAGCAGGGCUUCUCCUGUUACUCAUUCCACCGGCAGACAAGGCAACAAUGACCAGGUACUGCAAUAUCAGUGCAUUUGCUGGGUUUGGGUUGCCAAAAACCGCAGAGGACACAAUAAACUAUAGCCAGUUAGGAAACACUACUAUGACUGUACAUGCCUUCACAACCCUUAUAUCCCCUACAGCACUCUCUAAAAUUAAUACAAAACACAUUGCAACUGCAGGAGCGGGUCAGACGCUUAAUGAUGCAAUAUUAGCCACCGCUGCUGCAAGUAAACAUGAAGUUACACGAAUUGCUCAGCGACAAUCCCAUAGGGAAAAUCACAAGAAUGAAGAAGUGGCUAAUCCUGAUAUCCCAGAUAAUUCUGAUUCAAAAAGGUCAGUCAGGUCAAGAUCUUUAAAAACUGGUUCUGCACAUGGACAAAAAGGCACAGAUGUUGUUUUGGAGGUGCAGCACCAGCUUUUCUUCCUGGUCCUCAUGGCUGUAGCUCUGUGGGAGGUCCUAGCCGCCCCUUUGGAAUGGACUGUGGAUGAUGGCCUGUACGAGUACCUGGAUUUUGUGGAUGCGACUGACGGUUACAGCCAGCAUUGGAUCUGGGGGUACCUGGGGGCGGCAUGCAGUGCCUGUGGCGUGGGUCUUUUGGUAAGCAACCUGGACUGCUUGCUAAAUGUCCAUAUUCACCGGAGCGCAGUCCAUUUUUAUUGCUACGCUAUUCUGAUUACCUUAACGCUUCUCACUGGCACCUUCUUGCCAAUUCAUGUCAACAGGAAACGGGAGCAGACAAACAAAGUUCUUAAAGCCCUGCACCUCAUCAGCAAUGACAGCAGAGCCACGUUGUGUGCGCUUACUGCCUUUAUUGUUGGCGCAGUCGGCUCUACCUUUGAAAAUUACCUCUUCUGGCAAAUGCAGGACAAAGGCAGUAGCGAGUUCUACAUGGGAGCCUCGAUAGCAAUCAAACUUUUCGCUGAGAUUCUGCUCUCCUUCUUCAGCAGCAAGAUCCUGAAGACUCUUGGCCAGAGUGGGACCGUAGCACUGGGGAUGUUAUGCAUGGCAGUCCAGUGUCUCUACUACUCCUUCCUCUGGUCUCCAUGGUCUGUGUUGCCUAUUCAGUCUUUGAAUGCGUUUAGCAAUGGAGCCCUGUGGUGGGCUCUGAAUGCCUAUUGUGAAGAUGUUUCUACCCCAGGAAUGGAGAGAUCUGUUCAAAGGGUUUUUCAAGCGCUCUCGCUCGGCCUUGGCGCUGGAAUUGGCAGCUUGGCGGGCGGCUUCAUUGCCAGCAGGUUCAGCUUGGAGGUGCUUUACAGGGCGGCAGCAGUUGUUUUGGUAAUCUGGUCAGUUGCAUUCCUGCUAGUACAGUCCAGGAUUCCCAGGCAGAAGAAGGUUAACUACUCCCAGCUUUUAGCGGCUGACAACAGUGACCUUAGUGAUACGGAGACAGAUCAGGAGAGAGACUGGCUGGUUAAAGCCAUGAAGGACGAAAUAGAGAAUAACAGCUGGUAAAGACUGGAUCAGUAGUGUUGACCUGUGCACUGACAGACAAAGAGCACAGGAUUUGAAAAGUGCACGUAAUUGAAAAUAUAAAGCUUGCCUUUACAAAUAUGGACCAAAAAAUGUUGCGGGGUAUUGGGGUAUUGGGUCUAUUAUUGAUAAGUGAACAGUAACUAGUAAUCUUGACAAUUACUUGUUCAGCUAACUGGCUACCAGCUGUGGUAAUUUGAAGUUUAAAGUUAUGUUAUUCAGCAUAGUGCUGGGGCACAUUGAUAACUAUGGAUUUGCAUAAUACCUACAGGGAAGUAUUAUGUAAAUGCAUGUGUAAUGUAAGAACCUGCUGCAAAUGGUUAUUAUGACAUGCUCAAAGGUUAACAUGGAUUGCAAAAGGUCAAUUGAUGCUUUAUUACUGACAGCGGUGCACAGAGACUAGGACUACCCUCACAUUACAAAGUGCAUAAUAAAAGCUCUGAUACUACUGAAAGAAAAGACAUUUUAAAGACAUUAAGCACACAAAACACUAUCUCACAGGGAUUUCAAAGACAGCUUGCAUAUAAUCUGUAUAGUUAUUUCUCUGUUUUAAUAAAGAUAAAUCGCAGUUCAAUCACAGUAAUGCUACAGACACUAAAACAAGAGCAUGAGCCAAGUUAUGACUAUAAUUUGGUUCUUGUAGGCUGUAACACUACACCCAUGAGAGAAAGAAUUGUGUGUAAAAUCUCUUGAAAUGCAUAUAGAAAAGCUUGUUACAGGGUAUGGAAAUAAGACUUGCAUUGCAAAGCAGUUUCACUCAUUCAAGGUUUCAAUACGAGCUUGAUUAUCCGCAGUGUAUAGGUAACAAACUCAGGUGUGUCUCGUUAUACAUAGUAGAACCAGGAAUGGAUCAAACCGCUAUGCAAUGGGAGUCUUAUUUCCAUCCUUGUUAUUAUCACAAAAUCAACUGUAUAUUGUGAGAUUUGUGUUCUGGUUUGUUCAUGCCUGUUUGUUUGUAUACAGUAUGUACAGAUAUAUUAUUUUGAUUAAUUCAUGGUAUGUCUGUGUUACAGCUGAUCUACAAUGUAUUGUCACUACAAGGACAAUGCAAAGGUUCUGUACCAAGGGUCAGAUACACACCGGUAAGCCAUCGCAGUGCAAUAGCAUUGCUAGAGUGCAAUAUUUGUGCCAAGUCUGUUGUGCUGCCAUUGUUGGUAGUGCUGUGAUUUACUAAUGAUUUGGUGAGGUUUCUUCUGGUUAAUAUACUGGCAUUAAAUGCCUAUGGUAUUUAUUGGUAAGGGUGGAUGUUCUUUUUGGUUAUUUCUUGGCUGGGACUGGCAAGGUGACAACAUUUACACUUCACUUAGUACACGCCAAACAGUUCUUCUCUUUUUUUUAUUAUUCAAUUUUUGAACUGCUAAUGUAUUAAUAAUAAUAAAUUAAAUAAAAAAUACCCAUUUUGUAUUUUCACAGUCCCAAAUAAAUGUUUAUAAAUGUUAAUUUAUGGAUAUGGUGGGUGAAGUAGUUACAUUGUAUUAAAACUAUUUAAAUUAAA
Molecule: messenger RNA, 3574 nt
Organism: Acipenser ruthenus (sterlet)
Lineage: Eukaryota; Metazoa; Chordata; Actinopteri; Acipenseriformes; Acipenseridae
Product: major facilitator superfamily domain-containing protein 6-like protein A
Exons: 2
Coding region: 301-2061 (586 amino acids)
Cellular component (GO): membrane
Source: RefSeq, a predicted model, not a curated record